AUGAAUACCACGCCGGGCACCGAGAAUGAAAAAAGGUACGAAAGGGACACAGGAUUUUAUCGAAAAAGGAAUGCUAAUGAGGACAAGGAGCACAGUGAUCAUAGCGAGUAUAGCGAUUCGUUUGUUGAGCAUCUAUUCAAUGUGAAUGGGAAAGGCCGUGGAGGGAGGAGGGGCAAGCUGUAUGGACAACACCCCCAGUUUGAAAAUGAGCAAGGGGACCGUAACUGUAACUGGUACGAUGCGGGAACCAAACCAAAUAUCGUGUCAGGUGAGGAGGAGCCAUACCCCGCACGGGAAGACGAAGAAGUGAUGAAGUACUACUCACUCGUGAAGAGCAACAAAAUGAACGAUGACAUUUUGCAGAGUCAAAUUGAUCACCUGCUAAACUUUAACAACAAAGUCGAGACGUAUGAAGAAAAACAGAAGAAGUUGUUCCUGGGUUCGGCCAACGAUGAGGAAAUCGAUCCGUGUCUCUACACCGGGGAGGACAACAAGGACGAGAAGGAUGACGAUGGUGCAGUUUUGUUUUCCCAAUUUUUGGAUGACCUAAGUAGGGUGAAAAAGUAUCACCUGAUAGAACGAACAGAUGACCUCCCCCCAAGCAGUGAUAAAAAAGGGAUGAGUCAACCUGAAGGAGGUAAUUCCAAUGUUCCAGGUGACGACCUGGGUGGAAGUGAAAUAACGCAAUCGCUUAACAGCACACAGAUCACCUUCAACGAAAAGAGACUCCUAAAUAUUUGCAACAUAAAUUUGAAUAACAUCCUUUAUUUUUACCUUUGCUGCAAUGAGGAGUAUGCUUCACUGUGUCUGGAGGGGGGAGGGAAACUUGUCUACACGUAUGAUUCGUAUUCCUUUGAUAGACCCGAGGGGGGAACAGACGUUUCCAGUAAUUCCUCGUCGGAGGGGACAUCCAGGUCGAGCUCCAUAAGUGACGAGGAGUUGCUGAUGCUGCGGUAUGAUAAUGCGGAGGGGAGUGACUACUCUGGGGAAUGUGAGGAGGACUACGAUGGGGAGGAAGAAAAUUGGUAUGGGGAUGACCCCUUGUUCAGGAAAAAAACGCAGAAGAGGAAGAAAAAAAGGAAUGCGAAGCGGAGCAGACACGGAGGGAAGGGAAUCACCUCCACUGAACCAACAAAAAUGAACAAAGAAGUAGAAUCGUUAAUGAACAAGGCGAACACCUACUAUAUUAGCCAAAAUUUCGAAGAAUGCAUAACCAUCCUAGAGAAGGUGAUUAAGUUGGCACCCAGCUUACACGACCCUUUUCAUCUCCUAGGUUUGAUACACGAAAGGGAAUACAAAAAUGUGAAGAAGGCAAUCAACUACUAUUUAAUUGCAGCGCAUCUGUCAAGGAAUGACUACCUAUCCUGGUAUAGCAUCAUUGAGUUGUGCAAAAUAGACAAACAGUAUAACCUCAUUUUGUACUGCCUCUUCAAGGUGCUACGGAUAUAUAGGAAAAAGAUUGCCAAGCGGGAGAAGAAGCGCAUUGGGGGGGGUGUCGACGGGGAAGACGAUUAUGAAGGGAAUCACCACCGUUCCAGUGUCGACCCUGGGGACACCUUCCCCAAGGAGGAUGACAUGCAUGAUGACCAUCUCGACCCGUCGAAGCAAAACGAACACACAAAGGUGACAAAAGAACAAAUAAGCGACCUGGAUGAUUUUUCAAAGCAUCUAUAUUUUAACAUAGCCUUUACGUACCUUCUGCUGGAGGACUACAAGAACGGGUUGAAGUGGCUGCUGCUGCUACGGAACGCCUGCGGAGGGGAAGUCGACCCCAUGGUGGACCUCUACGUGUGUGUCUGUCUGGUGGUGGUAAGAAACCCACAGGACAGUUACCACUUUUUAAAGCAUAUGUUUUUACGGGUGGUGAGGGGGAAGCGGGGGGGAGUAGCCUCAUCAGGGGAUAGGACACUCACCCGUUCUGAAAGCUGGUCUUACAAAGAAAAAUCCAUCGUCUGCUUCUUCAUGCAAAGUCAGAUCCUAAACGGAAAGUACGACGAAUGCAUUUUUGUGUACACCAUGCUGGGCAGGAUGAGUAACGAGCAAAUCCAUCUUGAUAUUUUCAUCCAGUUUGUGAAGUCCCUCCUGAUGAUCGGCAAUGUAGAUUAUGGUUACCUAAAUAAGUGUUACUUUUUGCAAGUCCUUUUGGGAAACUACGUCCUGUUCGAGGAUCUGAUCUUCCACCUUGGUGAGUCGUACUACUCUCGGGGCAUGUUCGACAGCGCCAUUUAUUUUUAUCGACUAAUCUACACCAACAGGAAGGGCGUCCUGUGCAGGGGUAACACUUCCACAGGGGAAGAGCGUUUCAGCCUAAAUAAUGCCCCCUCCCUAUGCACCCCCAACCAUGAUACACCAGUUAUCUACGACAACGGAGUGCACUUCCUCACCACGGUGUACAAGCUAGUGAAGUGCUACUACUACCUGGAGAAUUUCCACAAGGCAGAAAAAAUAAUCCUUAAAAUAUUAAACAACGAACAGUUAGAAAAGAACAACAUCGAAAUAGACAUAAAAACGCUCUACAUAGAUAUACUACACAAAACGAAGAGACACAACAAGGCGAUAAGUAUUCUCCUCACCAUUAAGCAGAAGAAGCUACGGUUCAUGUGUUCCAUUCCGAACCCCCUAAGUAACAAAGAGAGAGAAGUUCUUCUAUUGAAAAUUUUAAACAGAAAAAACAAACUUCUACUAUACCUCUCUCACAAUAGCUACAUCAUCCACAUGUUCUACAUAUAUCAGAAGAAGGACAGCGUUUUCUACAAGUACGAUAAUUUUUUGUCCAAGCGGGAUGUGAACGAUAUAAUUAAGCUGAGGGUUAACAUUUGCUUCUGUUACUUCUGCGUUAAGUAUAACUUUACUAUUUUGGGAUACCUCUACCUAUACAACAUUCUAAUUUUUCUAGGUUCCAAGGGGGGGGCAGAUAGUGCAAUGACUAACCGAUCUACCAACCGAGGAAACUGCAUGACGGGGGAAAGUCAGCGCAGAAAGAUCAAGGAACGUAUUCAGAACCUGCACACCUACAGGGAGUACGUAGUGUUCCUCGUCACUUCUUUUCACAUUUUCAAAAAUAGGAAGAAGCCGGAGAGCCUGGAAAUUGUGCACAAGGAUUUGAAGUUGGUUGGCACGGAGUUGUUCUACAAGGAGGUGCUCAUCUUCGACGUGAAACAGAUGCUGGACCAGGGGGACGAGGCGAACGGAUCGGUGAACACAGACACGAAUUGCUAUCCAAGCAGGGAUCAUCUUGGCGCUAAGGCGCAACUCCGCAGGCACCUACAGCGGUACACGCAGGGCGUAGAGUCCGAAAUAUUUAACAGCAAAAUAAUGGUAAAGUUUUACAAGUUCAGUUACAGCUUCUUCUACCUCCUGUACGAGAUCGAGCAGGACUUCAAACGCAUACACACCGCCAUGGAGAAGGAAAUUAUAAACUUCAAAAGAAGGGGAAAAGACGUGAAGGUGGGGGAGGCGGAUCCGGAGACGGUCGGAUGGCGGUCUCUGUUCCUGCCGCCCGGGAAUAGCAACUUGUACAGUGAGGGUAGUGAGCUGCCCAGUUUCUCCCCCAUCAGGCAAGUUGCAUCGUUUCGCCAAGUGGUGGAUCCCACCCUCCCCCAAGAAGAUCCCACAAGGGGGAUAACACAAUCUGCGGGGGAGCGUGCAAAGCGAAGCAAGCGGUUCUCCUUCCUCGUGACGAAGAAAAAAAUGAACUUUUUUACGUUCGAAAAUUAUUUGGGUCUAUAUUUCAGUUUGCUCUUCCUUGAGGAGUGCUUCUUCAUCGUGACGACGAUGAACAUGUAUGAGGACGCCAUACAUAUUCUGAGCAUAUAUCUGAAAAAUAGAAAGUCGAGCAAAAUGAAGUUCCUCACGUAUAUGAAGUCGGUGAAGAAGGAGUUCCAGAAGCAUCGAAUCAGCAACCACUUCAAUAACAUAGAACUUUAUUUCUUUAACAAUGCCUACUCCAGUGCCAUAAAGGAAGAAAUGCGAAGUGAGUACAACAACUUCCGCAAGAUGAAUGAGCACGUCGAUUGUAAGUAUUUCCUUUUCCGUAUUAAUCUCCUCUUAAAUAGGUUGUACAUAUCAAGUGGGAACUUUGAAAAGCAGAUAAAAUGCCUUAACGAUGUAUACAUUUUUAAGCGAAAAGAAAAAGAUGAAUACAAGGUACUAAAGUAUUACAGUGACAUUGUCUUGACGGGAACCUUCUGCCAAAAUUACUUAUCGUCCAUUUCAAAGUCUAGGUACAAGAACAUUCUAAUUACCUUUCGACUUUUCCUAGUUAGGACUUUACAUAGUAAAAAUAGCAACCCCUUUCUGAUCUACCUGAUCGGAAAUGUGUGCAACCUUUCCUGCAUGAUUGUUAACUCGGUGCAUGAGUACACACGCGCGUAUGCCUUUCUGCUCAAAGGCAGGAAGGCCAACCGGCAGCGCCUACUGGAGUGGAAGGGGGGCGUAAAAGGGGUGAAGCAAAUCAAGGGGGUAAAGACGGAUGGUCAGGAGGACCAACUGACGGACUCGCAGGAGAACUCCCAACCGGAUGAUGAAUCUGGUGACCAACUGAGUGAUCAGUCCGGUCAACGUAGUGAUCAGUCAAUCCAACGGAGUGAUGACCCCACGGACGAGCUCGAGGAGGAGCACUUCCUGUUCACGAAACUGAAGCUGUGCGCGGAGGGCAGGAAGCAAAACCAAGUGGAGGACAACUUCGAAACCGUGGCAGACGACCUGAACUUCCUUUUCAGCCUCAUGACGUCCUACUUCAACUACGCCAGUGGCUACCGAGUGCAGAACAGGGAGUCGGUCCUCAUGACAUCCUUCUGCCUCCUAAACGAUUACAUAACCAAGAGGUACCAGCAGAAGGUUCUGGAUAAAAAAAAAAAGUACCAAAAGUAUUCUCUCUUUUAUAAGCCAUACAAGUAUAUUUACAUCGCCGAAAUUUUGUACAACUUAGGGAGGGCGCUGCAUCAGCUGUCCUACUUCUCCGAAUGCAUGAAACUCUACCUAAGCGUCAUCCGUUUAGUACAACGGGCUGACAAAGAAAUGAAAAAAAUCUGCUCCACCAACAGGUUAAAUCUUAGCAGGAAAUUUAUUUACGAACACGUGAUCAACAUGAACCGUUGCAUGUGCUACACGUGUCUCUACUUUGGCCACAAGGGACAAGCCACCCCGCUGCAUAACCUCGCCAACUAUUUCAGCAACCUAAACACCAAGUACUCCAACUUGUUUCUCCUUUUCUUCGACAAACGCCACCUGCUCUUCUCGGCCUCCUACAAUUUGGGCGUCAUUUUUAAGAAACUCAACAGGUUCGAGCAGGCCAAGUACGUGCAGCGCAACAUCGUCUGGGAUUGA
Molecule: messenger RNA, 5328 nt
Organism: Plasmodium coatneyi
Lineage: Eukaryota; Apicomplexa; Aconoidasida; Haemosporida; Plasmodiidae
Exons: 1
Coding region: 1-5328 (1775 amino acids)
Biological process (GO): transcription by RNA polymerase III
Cellular component (GO): transcription factor TFIIIC complex
Molecular function (GO): protein binding
Source: RefSeq, a predicted model, not a curated record